Messenger RNA from Hemicordylus capensis (graceful crag lizard), 3224 nucleotides. RefSeq names its product solute carrier family 15 member 3 (gene SLC15A3). The transcript has 8 exons. Gene Ontology annotation, cellular component: lysosomal membrane. Gene Ontology annotation, molecular function: transmembrane transporter activity. Gene Ontology annotation, biological process: transmembrane transport. Bases 156 to 1934 code for a protein of 592 amino acids. Lineage: Eukaryota; Metazoa; Chordata; Lepidosauria; Squamata; Cordylidae. The record is from RefSeq and is a predicted model, not a curated record.
UGCCAGCAGCAUUGAAAGGCUUGGAGAGGAGAGGCGAACAAGAAAUUUAGGCCAGCAAAGAACAAAAAGACUUUGAAGGGAAAGGGAGAGAUUGAGAAAAAGCAGAGAAAGAGGGCCUAACCUGAGAAGAACGAGGAUCCCAAGGCAAGGACUGCAUGGCCUCUCCAGGUGUCCGAGGGGAACGGAAGCCCCUGUUGGGGCAGAAGGAGACCCCAGAAGGGCCUACUCCUGUGUCCCCUUUUGAGGGCAGAAAGACUGCCUGUGCAGCUGUGCUGCUGGUGGAAAUUCUGGAGAGGACAGCUUUCUUUGGCAUUGUCUCCAAUCUCGUCCUGUACCUCAACAGCAGUAACUUCAACUGGGGUGGAUUGCAGUCUUCGCGGGCAGUUCUGCUCUUCAUAGGUGCCUCCUACCUGCUCUCGCCCAUCGGAGGCUUGCUUGCUGAUGCUUACCUGGGCCGCUUCUGGACCAUCACACUCAGCUUCCUGCUGUACCUGGUGUCGGCCUCUCUGUUGCCCGCCACAGCUUUGCAAAAUGGACGGCUCUUGCUGUGUGGAGAGAUGCCGACAUCCACAGUCCAGCCUGCAUGCCAAAAAGGUAGUACGGAGUGCAAACAACAAUUGCCAAAUCAGUACUGUGCCCCUAUAAUGUAUGGAGGCCUAGUGCUCCUGGCCUUGGGCAUCAGCUCUGUCAAAGCCAACCUGACACCAUUUGGAGCUGACCAGGUGAGAGACCGUGGUCGGGAUGCAACUCGCCGUUUCUUCAAUUGGUUCUACUGGAGUAUUAACAUUGGGGCUGUGAUCGCCCUGCUGGUGGUGGCCUUUAUCCAGCAGAAUGUGGACUUCUUUAUUGGUUACACCAUCCCUACUGUCUGCCUGGCCCUCGCCCUCUUAGUCUUUGUCCUGGCUGCCCCCACCUUUGUUGCAAAGCCUGCCAUGGGCAGCCAGGUGUCCACCAUGCUGCAGGUGGCCCUCCGGAACAGCUGCUGUGGUCAGGCGCUUCAGAAGAGGACUAUCAAAGCCAGAGCAGGAAACCUGCAAGCAGAAGACGAGGUUGCUGGCCCGCAUCCAGGUCCAAAGCACCAGCCUGGGGGGCCUUCCAAUGAGGAUGUCUCUAACUUUCAGGCAAUGGUGAAGAUCCUGCUUGUGCUGCUCACUCUCAUCCCCUACUGGAUGGUCUAUUUCCAGAUGCAGUCCACCUAUUACCUGCAGGGUCUGCACCUCUUAAUCCCCAGCAUCUUCCAGCACAGCUAUUUGAAUAGCAGCACUCACCCCACGUCCAUCAAUAGCUACACGCUUCCAGAUGCCUGGCUCCUUCUAGCUAACGUGGUGGUUCUGCUUAUCUUAGUCCCACUGAAGGAUCGAAUCAUAGAUCCAUUCUUGGCAAAGAGGAAGCUGUUGCCUUCAGCACUAAGGAGGAUGGCUCUGGGCAUGUUCUUUGGCAUUACCUCAGUCAUUGCAGCAGGUGUUCUAGAGACUAAAAGGCUGGAAUACGUGAACAACAACCAGACCAUCUCACAGCAAAUUGGGAAAGAUAAAUAUUUUGCAGCCCCACUCCCCAUUUGGUGGCAAAUCCCCCAGUACCUGCUCAUUGGAAUCAGUGAAAUCUUUGCUAGUAUUCCAGGGCUGGAGUUUGCCUACUCUGAAGCUCCCAAAUCCAUGCAAGGAGCCAUCAUGGGCCUCUUCUUCUUCAUUUCUGGUGUGGGAUCUCUUUUAGGAUCUGGCCUCCUGACUUUGCUCUCAGUGUCACCCAAUGGAUGGAUGAACUGCCCAGAGGAUUAUGGGAAUAUAAACAAGUGUCGGAUGGAUUAUUAUUUCUUCCUGCUGGCUGCGAUUCAGACAGUAACCUGUGUCCUCUUUGUCUGGAUCUCCGUCCAUUACGAGCGCCAUAAGCGGUCUGCCUCCUGCCCCUCCUGUGUUGGAUGUGAGCACAACUAACAUGCUUAGGAGUUUUCAGGACCAUGAGGAGGAUCAAAGACCUCAGCAUGCAGCCCAACAACACUACCAUGGUAUAUGAUUAACCUGUGGGAUGCUGUGACAGCUAAAAAUAUAUACAAGGGGAUUAGCGAAAUGAAUGGGGGAAUAUAGCCAUCAGUGACAGCUAGCCAAGAGACUUGGUGAAUAUAGCCCCAUUAUUCAAAUUAGCAUUAAUGUCUUAUGUCCAGAACCUGAGUGUGAAUAACAGAACAUGGAGACUGGGGGUUAAGUAUUACCCUGAAGAGUACCCUGAAUUCAGGCCACUGAGUCUAGAUUAGGUGGGCUGUUCAUAAGAUUGCUCUUAUGUCAACAGAGCCCUGUUCCUACCAUUACCUAUUAAUUUUAUCUGCAGCUAAGUCAUUCUUUGUUGGGGGAGUUAUACUCCCUCAAAGUGGGGGGGACUUCUAUACCACUCUACCCUGCUCGCCACAUUUAGAGUGCAUUCCUUGAGUAAGGUCAUCUUAUCCUUACAUCCUUUGUGGAGACUGCUUGAAAACUUCCUCCUAGACAAAAGAUUCUCACUGGCUAAGGCCAGGAUGGAUGUAAUAAAUGGAGAUCAAGGGUGGUGGGUGAUGGCAAAACAUCAGAUCUACAGCUAACUUUGUAUAUAAUAUGCAAUGGGGAAUGGGAAUUGCAUAUAAAAUGCAAUUGAUGAAAUGUUCUUCUCUUGUGUGAACUGGCUUAGUCACACAAUAAUGAUGCACAUUAUCAGUUGCCAUUUCCCCCCCCAGAGGGAAAUCAAUAUGCAGUGGUCUCCUUCCUCUCCUCUUCUGCCUAAAAAUGGUGAAUCUGGCAUUUGAAGAACAUAGAAAGUGUUACAUAUACUGGCUGAUACGAUGCGUUCAGGCUGCUUUGUGCAGUGGUCCAGGUGUGAAGGGGGAGGGGCAGAAAUUUUUGCAUCUCUCCACUCCCUCCAAAGCCCUUUCUACUUGCAUAAAUCUGCUCCUGAGAGAUGUGCUGCAGGGAUUCUGAAGUCUGCUUACAGACCCACAGCCCUCCUUCUCUCACCAGAGGGCUGCUGAUCAUCUUGGCCUCCGCUCUGUGAAGUGGCUGUAUGACCUCAUCUUGCAUACAUGGAAGAUACAGAAAUAGAUUUAUAUUCCUUAGUGAAAGCAUCUCUACUUUUGUUUUGAAAGACAAAAACAUUUGUGAUCCUUGGACUGGAAAUUUAUUUUUUGUAAAUGUGAGCCCCCGUGUACAAAACCAAGACAUUCUAAUAAUAAAUUCAGUAACCUUUUUGAUGACCUCUAA